CAGACAGCAUGGCUCGCCUGGUGGAGUGCGUCCCCAACUUCUCGGAAGGACGAAACAAGGAGGUGAUAGAUGCCAUCUCUGCAGCCAUCUCUCAGACCCCUGGCUGCAGCCUGCUGGACGUUGACCCCGGGGCCUCCACCAACCGCACCGUCUACACCUUUGUGGGGCCCCCGGAGGCGGUGGUGGAGGGGGCUCUGAGCGCCGCCAGGCAGGCCUUCAGCCUCAUCGACAUGAGCAAACACUCAGGGGAGCACCCGCGGACCGGCGCGCUGGACGUCUGUCCCUUUAUCCCCGUCCAAAAUGUCAGCAUGGACGACUGUGUCUACUGUGCCAAUGAGUUUGGACGGAGACUGGCAGAGAUGCUGCAUGUUCCUGUGUAUCUUUACGGAGAAGCAGCUCGAACAGAAAUGAGGAGGAACCUUCCGUCGGUGCGAGCAGGAGAGUACGAAGCUUUACCCGACAAGCUGAAACGAGCAGAGUGGGCCCCUGACUUUGGCCCCGCCCACUUCGUUCCAUCGUGGGGAGCCACAGUAACCGGCGCUCGAAAGUUCCUCAUCGCCUACAACGUGAACCUGAUCAGCACCAAAGAACAGGCUCAUCGCAUCGCCCUGGACAUCCGCGAACAGGGCCGAGGGAAGGACCAGCCUGGGCUCCUUAAGAAGGUGCAGGGGAUGGGGUGGUACCUGGAAGAGUCCAAUCUCGCUCAGGUGUCCACCAACAUCCUGGACUUUGAGCUGACCCCCCUCCACACCGUGUACGAGGAGAUCUGCAGAGACGCUGAGGAGCUGAAGCUCCCAGUAGUUGGCUCCCAGAUCGUUGGUCUGAUCCCCCUGAAGGCUCUGCUGGAUGCUGCAGACUUCUACAUCAACAGAGACCAACUCUUCAUUGUGGAAGAGGAGCACAAAGUUCGACUGGUGAUCAGUAAACUCGGCCUCGACUCUCUCGGUCCCUUCAACCCAAAGGAGAGAAUCAUUGAGUACAUGGUGAGGUCACAGGAAGGGGAGGGGCUUAUCUCUCUGUCUCUGCGGCAGUUUGUCCACAGUGUUGGUGCUCGCACAGCAGCGCCUGGAGGAGGAUCUGUUUCUGCUGCCAUCGCAGCUCUGGGGGCAGCGCUCGGCGCCAUGGUGGGACAGAUGACAUACGGCAAGAGGCAGUUUGACAACCUGGACAGCGUAAUAAGAAGACUGAUUCCUCCGUUUCACCAGGCCAUGGACGAGCUGCUGCUCAUGGUGGACAAAGACACAUCAGCAUUCAACAGCUACAUGACGGCGCUGAAGCUGCCGAAGAACUCCGCUGAGGAAAUUAAAAGAAGAAACGCUGCCAUGCAGGACGGUCUGAAGGAGGCUGUCCUCGUCCCCUUGGCUUUGGCUGAAAGGAUCAGUGUCCUCUGGCCGUCUCUCAGAGAAAUGGUUCUGUACGGAAACAUCAGCUGCAAGUCUGACGCUCAGGUAGCAGCUAAAGCUCUGGAGGCUGCAGUGUUUGGAGCGUACUUCAACGUGACGAUCAACCUGAAGGACAUCACCGAUGAAGCCUUUAAUCUGACUACAAAAAAACGAGUUUCUGAGCUGCUCAAGGAGGCGAAAGAAAACGUGGCCUCCAUCUUGGAUGCUGCUGAGAAGAGAAGCUAAAGAAAAUGAAGCUAAUUCAAAUCUAAAUAAAAAAAAAAAAAAAGUUUAGAUUUAACUUUAAUAGGUCAACAACAUGCACCACUCGGUGUCUUAUUAAGGCAUUGGUAGUUUAUUAAAUAUAUAAAUGAAUAAGAGAGCAAUAUUAAUAAUAAACAAAUGGUAGCUAAAAUAAUUACGUAUAUCUCAACCUAAUUUCCCCACCCUGCUAACCUUCAGGUUAUGUACCAAUCAUCAUAAAUUGGAUCUUUUUUUCAUACAUCUAAUUCUUUCUUAUACUGUGAAUAUAAUAAAAAGGUCAAAUAUGAAAA
Nematolebias whitei (Rio pearlfish) is the source of this 1936-nucleotide messenger RNA. It is a transcript of the gene ftcd, whose product is annotated as formimidoyltransferase cyclodeaminase. The transcript is spliced from 14 exons. NCBI's taxonomy places the organism in Eukaryota, Metazoa, Chordata, Actinopteri, Cyprinodontiformes, Rivulidae. The record is from RefSeq and is a predicted model, not a curated record. Gene Ontology annotation, molecular function: folic acid binding; transferase activity. The coding region runs from base 9 to 1628 and encodes 539 amino acids.